Closterium sp. NIES-65 is the source of this 3072-nucleotide messenger RNA. Lineage: Eukaryota; Viridiplantae; Streptophyta; Zygnematophyceae; Desmidiales; Closteriaceae. The record is from the annotation of a GenBank genome assembly.
AUGGUGGUGCUCGCAACCCCGCACGGAACGUCGGCCAUGGCGCCGCGACUUCCGGUCGAGAGUGGCGCCGCGCACCAUCCGCACGCUAACAGCGAAGGAGCGCUUUCCGCCUCGGCGGGAAGCGACGGCGCCGGUAGGGCGGAACAGUCGCCGCCGUCGCCGCCAGCGAAAGGGGUCGACGGCGACGCGGCAGCGGCGCUGUCGCCAGCGCUAGUAGCAGCGAGCGGAGAUGAGGGCAAGGCGGCGUCGGCGCUGUCGCGGCAUUCAAUAGCGGACUGGCUAGCGAUGGUGCUGUGGAUGGGGUGGCUGCACAUCGUGCUCGCGCUGUUCGUGCUCAUCGCGCUCACGUUCCCACACCCCCUCGCCAUCGCGCUGCUGCUGCUUCUCGCCACGCUCGCCGUCACGCCCGUCGACGUCGAGGGGCCCCUCGCCCAGGCCUACCGCAGGUCCGCCUUUCCUCCGCAGUCUCCGUUUCGGUGGAUCUACCCUGUGGUGCUGCGCCACUUCCCCGUGCGCAUGCUCUUCCGCGACCAGAGCACGCUCACCUUCGGCAAGCCCUACGUGAUAGACGUGCGCUUGCUCUUGCUCCCCCGUGCACGGCCGCAGCGCCGUCCCCUUCGACAAGCCCUACGUCGACUCGAGAGUAUUGCACACAGUGUCCAAGGGUGUCCAAUCAGUGCGGCCAUCUCUCACAUCCCACUUUUUGAGUCGACUCAAAAGCCAAGGGUGUCCAAUCAGUGCGGCCAUCUCUCACAUCCCACUUUUGAGUCGACUCAAAAGCCAAGGGUGUCCAAUCAGUGCGGCCAUCUCUCACAUCCCACUUUUGAGUCGACUCAAAAGCCAAGGGUGUCCAAUCAGUGCGGCCAUCUCUCACAUCCCACUUUUGAGUCGACUCAAAAGCCAAGGGUGUCCAAUCAGUGCGGCCAUCUCUCACAUCCCACUUUUGAGUCGACUCAAAAGCCAAGGGUGUCCAAUCAGUGCGGCCAUCUCUCACAUCCCACUUUUGAGUCGACUCAAAAGCAAAGGGUGUCCAAUCAGUGCGGCCAUCUCUCACAUCCCACUUUUGAGUCGACUCAAAAGCCAAGGGUGUCCAAUCAGUGCGGCCAUCUCUCACAUCCCACUUUUGAGUCGACUCAAAAGCCAAGGGUGUCCAAUCAGUGCGGCCAUCUCUCACAUCCCACUUUUGAGUCGACUCAAAAGCCAAGGGUGUCCAAUCAGUGCGGCCAUCUCUCACAUCCCACUUUUGAGUCGACUCAAAAGCCAAGGGUGUCCAAUCAGUGCGGCCAUCUCUCACAUCCCACUUUUGAGUCGACUCAAAAGCAAAGGGUGUCCAAUCAGUGCGGCCAUCUCUCACAUCCCACUUUUGAGUCGACUCAAAAGCCAAGGGUGUCCAAUCAGUGCGGCCAUCUCUCACAUCCCACUUUUGAGUCGACUCAAAAGCCAAGGGUGUCCAAUCAGUGCGGCCAUCUCUCACAUCCCACUUUUGAGUCGACUCAAAAGCCAAGGGUGUCCAAUCAUGAUAGCAUUGGAGCCGCACUCGUUUUUGAGAAUUCUCAAAAACCAAUUCCCCUCGUUCUCCCCCCCCCCUGCAGUGAUAGCAUUGGAGCCGCACUCGGUGCUGCCGUGAUAGCACUGGAGCCGCACUCGCUGCUGCCGGUGUCAAUGGCCGCGUUCAUGUGCCACCCGCUGGGGGGGGGCGGCGUGGCAGGCGCCACGAGCGCCAUCUUCCGCGUGCCGCUGCUGCGCCAGUUCGGGCAGUGGGGGCGCCUCGCCCCCGCCACGCGCGCCGUGCUCUCUGCCGUGCUGCAGCGCGGCCGCCCCGUGAUCAUCGUGCCGGGCGGCGUGCAGGAGUGCCUCUUCAUGGCUCCCGGCAAGGAGGUGGUGUUCGUGCGCCAGCGCUUGGGCUUCAUCCGCCUCGCGCUGCAGCACGGCGUGCCCGUGCUGCCCUGCUUCGCUUUCGGCCAGACUAGUGCAUACCGCUGGUGGAGGCCAGAGGGGGAGUGGUUCCGGUGGGUGGCGCGGAGAAUAGGGUUUGCGCCGAUGCUCUUCUGGGGCAUGUGGGGGUCUCCCAUCCCCUUCCGCACUCCCCUCACCAUCGUCAUCGGCACACCCAUCGGACAGGGUGACCCUGACCCCAACCCCUCGAAAGAAAGGGUGGCAGCAGUGCAUGCGGAGUACGUGAGGGCGUUGGAGCGACUCUUCCUAGACUACCGCGCCCAGGCGGGCUACCCCACCACAGAGCUGGAGAUCAUUCAAUCUCACGUGAUUGUGCGUGUGUUUUCACGUGAAAUCCCACCCCACCUGUUGCCUCUCCCUCCCACCCACCCACCCACCCACCUCGUCAUAGCCUCUACCUCCACCCCACCAUCUUUUCUUUCCCACCACGCCGUCCUCUCCCCCUCCCACUCGCCGUCGCCUCCCACCUGCCGUCGCCUCUCCUUCCCACCCGCCGUCGCCGCUCCCUCCUCCCGCCGCCGCCGCUCCCUCCUCCCGCCGUCGCCGCUCCCUCCUCCCGCCGUCGCCGCUCCCUCCUCCCGCCGUCGCCGCUCCCUCCUCCCGCUGUCGCCGCUCCCUCCUCCCGCCGUCGCCGCUCCCUCCCACCCCGCCGUCGUCGCCUCCCCCGCUCGUCCCACCGUCGCCGCUGACAGCAGCUGCACGAGCGCGAGCUGGUGGGCGAGCGCGGAUCGACCCCUGAGGCACCGUAAUUUUCAGAGGGAGAGAGGGAGAGCGAGUGAGAGAAUUCGCACGCGAUCGAGCACGCUGGCGCCUAGUGCGCUGGUGCCUAAAGCCUUGGCGCUGUGCGCGCUGGCGCCGUUCGCGCUGGCGCCUUGCGCACUGGCGUCUUGCGCGCUGGCGUCUUGCGCGCUGGCGCCUUGCGCGCUGGCGCCUAACGCGCUGGCGCCUUGCGCGCUGGCGCCUAACGCACUGGCGCCUAUCGCGCUGGCGUCUUGCGCGCUGGCGUCUUGCACGCUGGCGCCUUGCGCGCUGGCGCCUUGCGCACUGGCGCCUUGCGCGCUGGCGCUUAACGCGCUGGCGCCUUGCGCGCUGGCGCCGUGCGCGCUGGCGCCUUGA